Messenger RNA from Chionomys nivalis (European snow vole), 4645 nucleotides. RefSeq names its product family with sequence similarity 217 member B (gene Fam217b). Bases 312 to 1463 code for a protein of 383 amino acids. The record is from RefSeq and is a predicted model, not a curated record. The transcript has 4 exons. NCBI's taxonomy places the organism in Eukaryota, Metazoa, Chordata, Mammalia, Rodentia, Cricetidae.
UAGCCCCACGCUGCCGGAACCCCGCUGCCCGCGCCAGCCCGGCCGGCCGCACCCGCCCUGUCGCAGAACUCCGCAGCCACCCCCCGGGAUCCUCGUCACGUGCGCCCAGGCCGCGGAGCAGGUCUGCUAGGCUUCCUUGUUCCGGUGGCUCCACGUCCUUUCCAAAGAUAAGGGGAAUAAAGAAGCCACCUCCCCAGCUGUCAUCAUCUGGCAGCAGGUUGAGCAAGACUGUUCUGAGCACUGCAGAGAAGACGACCCAUCAAACCUCCGAGGAUGAGCAUCCCUGUGAUGUGCUCACGAAAAGGAACAGGAUGAGUGAUUCUCAUCACAAAAGCAGCAGUAAGAAUGCCGGCUCAUCUUGGAAUCAAGCCCUACAUUCAAGGACUUCUUCAGGAAGAAGGCAGAGUAGGAGCAGCCCCCAAGGACCCCACGCCUCUUCCCACCUGGGAGGGAGCAGCCUCGUUGGCCUCUCGCAGCCUGCAGCGGAGGGAAGGCGGGAGCAGGCUGCGCUUAGCUCCAGGUGUCAGGCUGCCUCUGGACGCAAGCUGUUCCUUGACUUUCAGUCCAUGAAGAUCAUUAAGGAAGGCGCUGAUGAGGACAGCGCAAGUGACCUGUCAGACUCAGAGCGAGUGGUCAUUCCUCCUUCUCCCUUCACGCCUCCUGACCUCAACCUUCGAGCGGAAGAGAUCGACCCUGUUUCCUUCAAUCUUCACCCAGACCCGAGCCAGGCAGAACCUGAACACUGCUACCCUGACUUUCUUCCACCCCCAUUCUGCUCCUGGGACCUCCAGGAUAUGGCUGUGGUUCUGAACACAGAAUGCCGGAGUGAGGCCCUGCCUCGGGCCACGGGCUUCCUUGGGAAGUACAUAGACAGACUUCUUCAGCUGGAGUGGCUGCAGCUCCAAACUGUGCAGUCCGAGAAGGCCCGAGCUGCCAAGGCAAGGUCCUCUGGGGCUUCUGGGAUGCUGAAAAGCCCUAGGCGGGGUAAGCUCCCCACUAGUGCACUGUCCAAGCCUUUCCUGUCCCCAGAAGGGAUUCCAAAGCCCGGCCCUUCUCGAAAGAAAGGUUUUCAGUAUGAAGAUGCCCACCCGUCCUACUACGCAUUUGAGACUUCAUCUAGAUCUGUGGAUGGGCCUGCUCACCCCAGGCUGUGUUCUCAGAAACAAGCCCCAGAACUGAGGAUGGAAAAAAAGAAGAAACCAGGUAAGGGCCCCAAGUUUCACCUCCGCGCUCCACCCUGUGUGGAGGGCAGCCCUGCAGUGGAAGCCAGCGGUAACAUUCGAAUUCCCAAGCAGUCCGCGGUGCUUCUGGACCCAAUGGGCUCCUGUAGGGCCUCCCGAGCACAAGCACACUUGGACCUGAAGAAAAAGGGAAGUGCAAAUAACUGUGGACCUGCCUCUUCUUCCAGUGAGAAGAAGCUCAAAACAAAUGGAGCAAAGCAAAGCACAUAUAAGUUCAAGUGACCCCUGAGGUAAAGAAUCGCAAAGACCCGCAGAUGUCUAAAAGUGGGGGUUCGUCCCAAAGUAAUGGUGAAUUUAAAUCCGUUUGUGAUAACUGAGUCAAGUCGCCAGCUGGCUCUCCAGUCACCGACCCCCAUCCCACCCUCACCUUUUGAUAUACAGUCUUAAGCACUUUAGGGACCUAUAGGUAAAAAUGAACUCGUGUGUCUAUGAUACAAAGGUUUGAAACAGCAGGACCAGUAAGCCAGUGUGGAACUGGCCCAGUGUCCCUGUCUCUGGAGUACGGAAAACAGUGUGUACUGUUCUAGGAGAGAAACCCUGUGUUUCACAGAAGAAAAGCCCUGCUGGCUCGCUGCCUCUUGGUUUUGCAUAAACCCUCAGCAGAGUUUCUGUUGUGAGUCUCUCAUCUGUUGCCCACCCUCCUCCGAGCCUAGUUCCACUCCAGUUAGGGGUCACAUGAGUUUCUAUUUUGAGUGUCAUUUAUCUCUCAGCCAGUUCCUUGCCAGAGGCAAAGGCAUCUAGAGUGCUUCUCUGGUGCGUUUUUAAAAGACAUUUUAAGUCCAGGGGUAGUGCUGUAGCCCAUGUCUGAGUUCUCUUACCUGAAGUUAAAAUCAUUUGUAAGUUUUCCAGAGGGAAAGUCAGCAGGCCCAGCGGUGGCUGCUGCUGUCUGGUGAGGCAAGAAAGAAUGCCCUGGCACCCUAGACCUCUGGGUAACCAUGUGCGGUGUGUGAGAAUGUACUCCAGUGUAAAUUGUCAGGUUACUGACUAGGGACCCAUAUCCUGCUGUUCUAGACCUCUGGGUAACCAUGUGCGGUGUGUGAGAAUGUACUCCAGUGUAAAUUGUCAGGUUACUGACUAGGGACCCAUAUCCUGCUGUUCUAGACCUGUGGGUAACCGUGCGCGGUGUGUGGGAAUGUGCUCCAGUGUAAAUUGUCAGGUUACUGACUAGGGACCCAUAUCCUGCUGUUCUAGACCUGUGGGUAACCGUGCGCGGUGUGUGAGAAUGUACUCCAGUGUAAAUUGUCAGGUUACUGGCCAGGGACCCAUAUCCUGCUGUUGUAGAUCAAAGCCAAUGGUCUAUUUCUGUGUCCAGGAGCAGGGUCUUCUAAUCGUGACUGGGGAGGGAGCAGACACAUUUGCUCUGUGUGUGCGUGCACUAUCCUGAGUGUUCUUAUCUGCUUGUGGCUUCCUGGCUCUCCCACAGCCAUCCUCCUCAGCCGCCUUUGAGUCUUGCUGCCUGGGGAGCUUUCCUUCCAAGUGUUUCUGCAAACCUUUCCUUAGCUGCUGCUUCUCAGGCAGUGAAACCAUUAUUGGACUUGUCUUGGGCACCCAUGAUUUUUUGGGGUUGUUUUGUUUGUUUUGCUUUGCUUUUUCGCCUUUGGGGAAAAGGACAAAGGUAGUUUGUUGCAGCUCGAGCUUCCACACAGCCACAGGUGCCUAAAGGCUGAGGAGUGAGACAAAGUUAUCCUUAAACCAGCUGCUGAGGUCAGACGUCAAACUCUCUUUGUAAGGCUGAUGUCAGCCAUGUUGAACAACACAGGAACUUUUUUUUCUUUAGCCUUUUUCUUUCAGGACUUUAUUUUCAGAUUCUUUUUGCACUGCUCUCCUGGAGAAAGCAUGUUCUUACAUGGAGUUCUCAUGCCUUUUGUUUGUUUGUUGUUGUUGUUUGGGGGAAGGUUGAGACAGGGUUUCUCUGUGUAACCCUGGCUAUCCUGGACUCGCUCCGUAGAGCAGGCUGGCCUCAGACUGAUAGAGAUCCACCUGCCUCUGCCUCCCACGUGCUGGGAUUAAAGGCGUGCACCACCAGCUGUCUCAUGCUUUUUUCUGUAGCCAAAAUCUGUAUACUUUGUUGGCAGUCCACGGAUGCACUGUCCACGUUUCCCCUUGGUUUGGGAGGACAGUGCCACCCCUUACCCUCUUCCCUCCCCUGAGUGAGUGAGUGAGGCCCUGUGGGUCCACUUCCCUACUCCCUGGAGCACAGAUGAUUUUUACCGUAAGUGGCUCCUUUCUCAUUCUUUCUCCAGAUUUUUAUGCGGAUCUUUAGGAAGCUGAAGGUCCCGUAAGAGAAAGCAUGACAUUAUGUGCACAUAUGUACUUAGAUGCUCCUUGGAGCAGUACUGCCAGGUUCCCUUUCCUGUCACCUACCGUGUGGGUGCUCCUAGAUACCCUGGCAUGUGAGAGUCAAGUUUCUUUUCCCCUGGGGAUGUGUGUCCGGACUGAAACUCACAAUGGAAAAAAUGUAGCGACGGCGCCUCGUGUGUUUGUUCCCAGCACACUAAUGGAACUUGACUCCUGGUCUGGGGACUAGAAGAGCCCGGAAGGGUGGUUUGCUUCUUUGCCUGAGCUGAGUGCCCCUGUUAAACAGUGUUAUGUUCUAGGACAGGUACUAUGAACAAUGCAGUUUUUUACAGUUACAUUGGCUGCAGCUGAUCAGACAGCUUUUUCUUUGGUCUCUAAAGACAUAUCCCACGCAGGCAAGUGGACAGCAUUGAACACUGGACUGUGAAAUCGUUCCGUUCAAGGCCAAACCAGAGUAUCCUGCUACAGGGGCAAAUCGGUGUGCUUCCGGAAGCGCCUCUCAUCUCGUAGAUGUUUACAUAGCUCCGAGGUCCAGUCAAACACAAGAAGAUCUUGAGGAAAACAGUGCCUGGGGCUUGAGUGACACCCAUUUGUGGAGAAAGAGCACAAAGCCCUGUAGGUCAUCACUGAUGGCGUGGCUUUGGACUGUUUCCCAGAUGACCAACGUAACUGACUUGAAGGUUAUAGAGUUCCUGGCUCCCAGACUGCGGGAGAGACGGUCGAUUCCAUUGGUUUUCACAGAAAAGGAAAGUUUGUUCGGACCCUUUGUCCUUUGGGCUCCUGUUCUAGAAAGACCUAAGAGCUUCUUACAUGGCUUACGCGUUUGUUUCUCAUUCAUAUACUUGAACAGUUAGGUAGAAGUCCGAACCCUGGUGGUAGUGCAUCCAAGGUAAUAGCAGUAUUUAUUGUUUAAUUGUGUGACCUGAAUAUAUUCAGCAUGUUCAUUGAAUGUCAUAAUGCUGUUUGUUUGGUUUUGUAUGUGGCAAAACAGAACUCAUGUAUAAGUUUUUGUGGGACUUUUCCUUCAGCCCAAUUAAACAGGACACAUACCUGAAUUUUUCUGGCCUGGUUUGAUUUCUGUUGUCUUUCCAGUUUGUCUGAUUCUU